Cokeromyces recurvatus is the source of this 858-nucleotide messenger RNA. RefSeq lists its product as uncharacterized. NCBI's taxonomy places the organism in Eukaryota, Fungi, Mucoromycota, Mucoromycetes, Mucorales, Mucoraceae. The coding region runs from base 1 to 858 and encodes 285 amino acids. The transcript has 4 exons. The record is from RefSeq and is a predicted model, not a curated record.
AUGGUUGUAUCUCAAACCGAAAUAUUAAAGCCUAUAUUUAAAGCGUAUAACCUAGCAAAAACUUCUGAUAAAAAUGGGAAAGCCCUUUACGUUCAGGCUAAAACGUUGGCGGAGCAAAACGAUCCUGAAAUUGACGUAAGCAAAACAGAUCAGAUAUUUCUUUUUAUUUUGAUGGCAGUUAAACAUGAACCGGAUUUAUUCUCAGAUACUGCGAACUCUUCAGAAUGGGAUUACAUCGUGAAGUUUUGGGGCCCGAUUACGCAACGAUUAUUUUACUUCAGUGGUUUACGCUUGAAAUGGGGUGAUAUGCAUUUAACGCUGCAUGACACAAUUGGUGAUAUGGUGCUCAAAGUUGAUCUUUGUAUUAUACAUGACAGUAUGAAGCAGAGGUACAACGUCGAGAAUGAAAUUGGAGUUAUUGAGGCAGCUGAAGAGAAUCCAGGAAGUAUAAAGUUUAAUUCUGAUCAAUGCAAGGUUUUAAUUGAGAGCAAAGCGAUUGUUGGCAGAUUUAUUUUGAAUAGCUGUCACAUUGAUAAUGUUAAUUCACUGCAAAUCUGUGGGAUGGAGAUUUAUUUUAUUAAACUUGAACUUCGAGACAAUGUAGUCGAUGCUUCAUUGAACUCACUUGAAAAAUACAAGGAACUUGCAUUCAAUUUAUUGUGUUUUAAAGAUCAAUGUAUUGAAAUCUAUAAUAUCCACAAAAAUCAUCUCAUAUCAUCCCGUGGUCAACAAAAGUCCACGAAAAGUCGAGCUCCUCGUCCAAUUGAUGAUGAAGUGUCUACAAAGCAAACUUGGAUUCGUGGUUCGUGGAACCCUCCUCGCUGUUAUAGAACAAGCUCUGGAUAUAAGCAUAAGUAA